AUGAAGGAAGAACUGAAUAGAAGAAUGAGAGCAGCAUGGGCAGCAUUCGCACCCGUCAAAGAAACUACGGACCAACUGACAGACCAAGAUCUUCGUGCCCAUCUGUUUGACUCGACAGUUCUUGCAGCGCUCUGUUACGCAGCAAAAACGUGGGCAGACACCGUUGCCACGUCAAGGAAGCUACUUACUACCCACAGAGCCGUUGAGAAGCGUCUUCUGAAGUUUAACCGGCGCACACAACACCUAGUCGGUCUUCGCAGCUCCGAUUUAUGA
Necator americanus (New World hookworm) is the source of this 273-nucleotide messenger RNA. RefSeq lists its product as uncharacterized. NCBI's taxonomy places the organism in Eukaryota, Metazoa, Nematoda, Chromadorea, Rhabditida, Ancylostomatidae. The record is from RefSeq and is a predicted model, not a curated record. Bases 1 to 273 code for a protein of 90 amino acids. The transcript has a single exon.